AUGCAAAGCUCUGGUAAUGUUGGUGGUGGAAGGAAGUGUUUUUGGGGGUUUAGAAGCUUGAUUCAGAGGAAGCAAGUUGAUUCAGUUCAUGUGAGGAGCGAAGGGCAUCAUCAGUUGGCUAGGAAAUUAUCUGUCACUGACCUCAUUGCCAUUGGAGUUGGAGCUACUAUAGGUGCCGGAGUAUAUGUUCUUGUUGGCACAGUUGCUAGAGAGCAUGCAGGACCUGCACUUACUAUUUCAUUUUUAAUUGCUGGGAUAGCUGCUGCACUCUCAGCAUUUUGUUAUGCGGAGCUUGCAUGUCGUUGCCCAUCUGCUGGAAGUGCCUAUCAUUAUUCCUACAUAUGCGUUGGAGAAGGUGUUGCUUGGUUGGUAGGUUGGGCUCUGAUUCUAGAAUAUACUAUUGGUGGUGCAGCUGUUGCUCGUGGCAUAACCCCAAAUCUGGCCUUGUUUUUUGGAGGUGUGGAUAAGUUGCCUGCAAUCUUGGGCCCUCAUACCAUCCCUGUGUUUGGUAUUGUGGUUGAUCCGUGUGCAGCGGUAUUAGUUCUUAUCGUCACUUUUCUCUUGUGCACAGGGAUAAAGGAGAGUUCAUUGGUACAAAUGAUUGUUACAUCAGUAAACGUGUCUGUCAUGCUUUUCAUCAUAAUAGCCGGUGGAUAUUUGGGUUUCAAAACUGGAUGGGUUGGAUAUGAACUUCCCAGCGGGUACUUUCCCUUUGGAAUAAAUGGGAUGUUUGCUGGGUCUGCUGUGGUCUUCUUUUCAUAUAUUGGUUUUGAUUCAGUUACCAGCACAGUUGAGGAGGUGAAGAAUCCUCAACGAGAUUUGCCCCUCGGUAUUGGAAUAGCAUUGUUUAUAUGUUGCAUCUUGUAUAUGUUUGUAUCUUUUGUUAUUACAGGCUUAGUACCAUACUAUGCCUUAGAUCCAGACACUCCCAUCUCCUCAGUAUUUGCGAGCUAUGGGCUACAAUGGGCAGUGUAUAUUAUAACAACUGGAGCAAUUACUGCUCUCUUUGCAAGUUUGUUGGGUUCGCUUCUUGCCCAGCCACGGAUACUGAUGGCAAUGGCUAGAGAUGGAUUGUUGCCGUCAUUUUUUUCAGACAUUAAUAAAAACACCCAAGUUCCUGUGAAGAGCACGGUUACAACUGGUAUCUUUGCAGCAGUUCUGGCAUUCUUUAUGGAUGUUUCACAAUUGGCGGGAAUGGUUAGUGUUGGUACACUAUUUGCAUUUACAACUGCUGCAGUUUCAGUUUUGAUACUCAGAUAUGUUCCACCAGAUGAGGUGCCACUUUCAUCAUCACUUCAAGAGUCUAUUAAGUCAGCAUCAUUUCGGUUUGGUCCUGAUAUUCAGGAAAGUGACAGCAAAAACCUUCAAAAUCCUUCUGGCUCAUCUGCGAAUAAUAGUCGAUAUUUACAUGAAAUUGGGGAGGCAUCACUUGGCUAUCCUCUGAUUCAGAAAAGCAUAUCACAGGAGAAUCAAAAUGAACAAACAAGACGGAAAAUUUCUGCGUGGACCAUAACUUUUCUCUGUAUAGGGGUCUUUAUCUUUGCAUUUGCAGCUUCAGCUCAAGGCCUUUCCAGCAUUCUUCGCUUCACUGUGUGUGGAGUAUGUGGAGCUCUCCUGUUGUGCUGCUUAAUUGUGCUGACCUGUACAGAUCAAGAUGACGGAAGGCACAGCUUUGGACACACUGGAGGUUUCACUUGUCCAUUUGUUCCAUUCUUACCUGCUGCUUGCAUUCUCAUAAAUACCUACUUGCUAAUUGAUCUUGGAGCUGCCACAUGGAUCCGCAUCUCUGUAUGGUUUGCCAUAGGAGCAGUGGUAUACUUGUUUUACGGCCGGAGCCAUAGUUCACUUUUCAAUGCAGUUUAUGUACCCUCCGCUUAUGCUGAUGAGAUGUAUCGUUCCUCAUCAGACAAUCUGUCCUAG
Prunus armeniaca (apricot) is the source of this 1920-nucleotide messenger RNA. The record is from the annotation of a GenBank genome assembly. Lineage: Eukaryota; Viridiplantae; Streptophyta; Magnoliopsida; Rosales; Rosaceae.